This is a messenger RNA of Fraxinus pennsylvanica, 741 nucleotides long. The record is from the annotation of a GenBank genome assembly. Lineage: Eukaryota; Viridiplantae; Streptophyta; Magnoliopsida; Lamiales; Oleaceae.
AUGUUUGGCCUUCCUAGUACUGGGAAGACACUUCUAGCUAAAGCUGUGGCUACUGAGUGUGGUACAACAUUUUUCAACGUUUCUUCUGCUACCCUGGCUUCAAAGUGGCGUGGGGAGAGUGAAGGAAUGGUCCGGUGUUUGUUCGAUCUUGCAAGAGCUCAUGCUCCUAGUACAAUAUUCAUUGAUGAGAUUGAUUCUCUUUGCAAUUCUCGAGGGGCUUCAGGAGAGCAUGAAUCUUCCCGACGGGUCAAAUCGGAGCUUCUAGUUCAGGAUGAGGCAUUGAGGAGGCGGUUGGAGAAGAGAAUAUACAUUCCACUUCCAAAUUUUGAGAGUCGCAAGGCGCUUAUAAAGAUCAAUUUGAAAACUGUUGAGGUAAGUCUUACUACCUAUACGGCACCAGGCAUGUUUAUUUAUAUGCCUGGUUGGGUAUUCAUAAGGCUUUCUUGUGCUGGCCCCAUCAUUGCUGAAGUGGCUCGUAGGACAGAGGGAUACAGUGGAGAUGAUCUAACAAAUGUUUGCCGGGAUGCUUCUUUGAAUGGCAUGAGGCGCAAUAUAGCAGGAAAGACACGCAAUGAGAUCAAAAACAUGUCCAAAGAUGAGAUUUCAAAAGAUCCCGUUGCUAUGUGCGACUUUUUAGAGGCCUUGAAUAAGGUUCAACCAAGUGUUUCAGCAGCUGAUAUCGAAAAGCACGAGAAGUGGUCUGCUGAAUUUGGACAUGGGAAGCACGAGACCUACAGAUGA